CAUGUGACCCCUUAUAAAUCUGUAAACAAUAUGUAAAUUAUUAUGCUGGUAACAUCGAGAAACAACACCAACAAUUGCAGUUCAUAUACCUUUUCGACGGAUAUAGCCAUAUAGGUACCUCCUCUACUGGCGUAAUUGCGUUUUGAAUACAAUUCUUGUGAUGGUGGGUGGGGGGGAUUUUUUUAAAUGUUUUUAAAUAAAUUUACAUUUAUAUUGACGUUUAAUUUUCAAUACCAAAUAUAACAAUAGAUUUCCCAUUUAAAGACAAUUUUAAAUGUGUAUGUUGAAAUGUAUGAGUAUAAAUAUUCCUUUUAAAAAAGUUAUGCUGAUAGUUUAUUUAUAACAUACAAGAUGGUGUAAAAAAACGCUCUCAAUGAGGGAAUUCCCCUGUGUUUAGAUUUUGAACAAAUUAUUUUCUAUAUUAUUUUUAUAAAUUUCUAUAAAACGAAAAUCAAAAUCGUACCAACAGAUCCAGCAAGUGUUACGAAUACAAAUAGUGUGAAAUCUCAUAUAUUAUAGAAUUUGUAGAAACAAAAUUUUGGGAUAUCGUUUUUACCUUGUGAUAAUGUAAUAUUAUUAAGUAAUUAACAAUACAUUUUGAUAAAAUAUACUAUUGUAUGCGGUUUUCAUAAUAGAAAUUUGAGUAAAAGAAUAAAAUAGAAUAUAAGAAAUACGAUGUAUAAUAUAUACGUGUACUUAUAUUAAAGUUUAAUUAAAACAAAAACUCAGAAUUAAUACCUAACUAGGUUUUGCUGGUACUUGUUAAUUUUUAAAAUCAAAAUCCGGCUCAAUAUUCAAUGGGGUCACGGUAAAUGCUACGUAUAUUUUAACGGUUAAACAUAUAAUAUAAUGAAUAUCAAAAACGUAAUGAUAUUGAAAAAAAAAUAAUAUUUACAUUUAAAAAUGUAUCACUGUAUCGGGUAUUUACUCAAAAAUAUUUUAGUAACAUCCAUAAUAUUUCCUAUUCCAAACUAAUAUGACCCAUUGAUUAUUAUUAUUAUUUAUUAUUGCUUUUGAACGAUGGAAAUAGGACUUAUCAUUAAUUUAUUACGAAAUACGAAGCCUACAAUAUCGUUUGAUUCGUUUUUAUCUAUUAUUUCCGGACAGGUUUGCCCAAAUACUUUGAUACUCAUUUGUUUCGGGCCGAUCCAACGUAAAGGCAAACAGUUUUCAUGGUAUUCUUAAUCGAGUUGCUUAUAAUUUAUAUUAUUUUAUCGCGAUUUUAUCGUUGCGGUGCGGGUUUCCUCACGUGGACAUCACCACCACUACCUGCUGCGUUUCUACGUUCUCUACCACCACCAUCCAAUACUUGCCGCAGUACACCGACCGUCACAAACUACGCUCAUAUAAUAAGUAAUAACAUUCAUAAUAAGAAACAGAGUAAUGAACGGUACGCUACACCGUGUGCUUAUACGGACUACGGAGUACUGAUGCAAACGUUCGCGAGGUUAGGUCUAUCGUGUCACGCGGCAUCGGAAUCAACGCAGUCAGCGGACAUUGCGAUACAACCAUCGCAUAAGGUCAAAUAUAUAAUAAAAAUUAAAUAAUGUCGUUCGAGAAAUCAUUUAUAUCUAUUAUAACAUUAUGAUCGAUUACCGGUAACCGCAACAAACGCUUUUUUCCACGCUGCCAUCGUGAUCAAAAUAGGAAAAACCACUAUACCAGGACCGCACGUGUUUCGUCAACCGUAUUUAUUAUACCUAGGUAUCUUAUAUCGACGACGUUUCAGCGUAACCGCUUUGACGGUGACCGCGGCGGCAGUUGUGACCGCGGUGGCGGGUUUUAUCGGCUGUUCGAAUCGCGCCCAUUCAGCGGAGGCGGUGACAACAGUCUUAUCGUAGUUGUUGUUAUUGCUGCUUCUACGGUUGUUGCGUCCACUACGGCGAUGGUUCGCAGCGAGACGCGUCAGUGAUCGCGACUCAAACAUUCUAUGGACAGCGACGACCACCAAUUACAAAAACAACAUCAGCGGCGGCGGAGGUCGACGACGGCCGUCCUGCUACAACAGCCAGGCGUGAGGUGGCGUGCGGUGCAGCCAGCGAGAAGGAGUUGCUCGGCCGUAACCGAAAGGGACGUGAUGAUGGUGACCGCUGGCGCGUGGCAGCCGUCCCGGCAACAUUCAAUCACCGCCAAGAGAUCGUCCAGAGUUUACAGAGAAUUGUGUUCGGCAUGGAACUCGCGUGUGGGCUCCCAAAACACGAACGCACCGGCCCACAGAGUUCAAGCGCUGUUCAACGACCUAGGAUUGUACCUGACCUCGGCCCAAGUCGCUGAAAUGAUGCAGUGUGUGAUGAAAUGUGCCAAUAGAAGUUCGUCGGUGUACAUGACAUUUGGCGAAUUUUGCUUGUUAGCUAAGAAACUCAAAAACGGCUUGGAUAGAGGAAUACCAAGAUCUGUGCAGUUUUCACGGCUGUUAGAAAAAGAUCAAGAGAAACACAUCAGAGGAAUAAAAAAAAACUCGAGAAGUCUUAAUAGCUACGACGUGUUCCUGGGCGGCUCCUGCAAUCCAACUACGUGGCGCAAAGACUUGGCCAUACCGUACCUGCAAGAUGCCGGUGUAUCAUUUUACAAUCCGCAAGUGGAUCAUUGGAGCCAAGAUCUAAUCGAAAUAGAACACGCGGCCAAGGAGAGUGCGGCGAUACUGUUCUACGUGAUCGACAGCCAGACCAGGAACGUGGUCAGCGAUAUAGAGACAGCCAAUUUCGCCGCUAACCACAAGAACUUGGUGCUGGUCAUUCAUCCGCAAGACGCAGUUGCCGGGUCGGUGAUUGCCGGCGAGCCCAUCUCUUACUGUGAAGCAGAGGACAUUCGUGAAGCCCUGAUGAUGCUGCACAAAAUCGCUGCUAACCAGGGAACGCUGGUAUUUGAUAACAUACCGGAAGCAUUGAACAAUGUCAUUCAGAUUCUGAAAGACAAAAACCGUCAAAUCAACGAUACCAGCGAAGACGACACUACGUAUCGCAAGAUCCGUGAUGCAUUUAACAAGUUCAACGUCGAUACGCCGGGGGAGAUUAACAUUUCCCAUGUGACAAGGGCUAUCCGACUGUUGGCCAAUCAGAAUCUGUCCGAAAACGAUGUACUAAAUCUGACAUCCGAACACCGUGAUACCAAAGAUGUUGAAAGUAACCACCAAGUUUAUUUUACGUUCAACCAAUUUUACGCUAUUGUUUCUAAAUUUCUACAGUUACCAGACAAAAAUAAUCACAGGAAUGGAUUCGACAUCGGUGAUGGGCACUCGUAUCGUUUAAAUCUAGGCAGACCGUUUUACUUGUCACAGGAGAGUGUUGAAACAACAAGAUCUUCAAAGACGACCGAUAUUUAUCUAGCUGGAGAAAGCGGUGAUGAUAUUCGGUGGAGAGAAGACAUCGCUAUUCCCGUGAUCAAAAAAUCUAAUUUAACAUAUCAUGCAGCAUCCAAAACAGAUCUAUCAGUAUUAUUAGAUGCACGUACUUUAUUAUUUGUAAUUCCAAACAAUUCAAGAUCUUUGGCAACCAUGACACUAGCAGCAUAUUGUAUAGCUAAAAGGUACAGAAUGGUGUUAUGUAUACAGAAUCUCAGUAAAGAUAAUUGCACAAUUCGUGGUGAAAAGUUAACACAAACGGCAAUCAACGACUAUAACCGCGGACGGAUUUAUCUAGCGGAUUUGGCAUCACGAGAACGAGUGCCUGUGUUUGAAUCAAUCAAUGAAGCUGUUGAAAUCGCAGUGCAAAGAAGCUUAUAGCAUAAUAUAAUCUAUUCUAUAAAUUAUAUUGCACAUAGAAAAUAAUGACCAUUUAAUUAUUUUGAAUUACAUGAAAACUAACAGAAGUGCACGAGCAAAAAUGUUUUUUUUUUUUUUAUCUAUAGAAACUAUUUUAACUUAUAAGUACCAUUUUUUUGAAUUUUAUUUUAUUUUUUUUAACUAACAGCUAAGAAAUUAUUUUUAAUUUUAAUUGUAUUGAUAGUAGGUUAAUGCCUGUUUCAUAAUAUAUAUAAAUACAUUUAAAUACUUAAAACUA
Rhopalosiphum padi (bird cherry-oat aphid) is the source of this 3998-nucleotide messenger RNA. RefSeq lists its product as uncharacterized. NCBI's taxonomy places the organism in Eukaryota, Metazoa, Arthropoda, Insecta, Hemiptera, Aphididae. Gene Ontology annotation, cellular component: plasma membrane. The record is from RefSeq and is a predicted model, not a curated record.